Molecule: messenger RNA, 330 nt
Organism: Lacerta agilis (Sand lizard)
Lineage: Eukaryota; Metazoa; Chordata; Lepidosauria; Squamata; Lacertidae
Product: putative cuticle collagen 155
Exons: 6
Coding region: 1-330 (109 amino acids)
Source: RefSeq, a predicted model, not a curated record
AUGAUGGGACAGAAUGGCCUUUCAGGGCCAAAAGGGGAGAAGGGCGAUGUUGGAUUUCCUGGGGCCAAAGGAGAAAGGGGAGACCCCAUGACGACAUUUGGACCUCAAGGCUACAAAGGCAACAAAGGCGAUCCUGGUGAAAGAGGCCCUCCAGGGUUUGAUGGUGACAAGGGCGAGAAAGGAGAAGAUGGACCAGCAGGAGAAAAGGGAGUGAAAGGAGAAGCCGGUGCGAAAGGAAUCAUGGGUCUGUUUGGCACAAGAGGCCCAGUGGGACAGAAGGUCAGUCCGAAUGGCUCCUGUGUUCACACAUGUAGCCUGGGGUUGGGGUGA